Molecule: messenger RNA, 5963 nt
Organism: Solea solea (common sole)
Lineage: Eukaryota; Metazoa; Chordata; Actinopteri; Pleuronectiformes; Soleidae
Gene: pcdh19
Product: protocadherin 19
Exons: 5
Coding region: 1591-4854 (1087 amino acids)
Biological process (GO): homophilic cell-cell adhesion
Cellular component (GO): plasma membrane
Molecular function (GO): calcium ion binding
Source: RefSeq, a predicted model, not a curated record
CUUGUUAGGUGUGAUUGGUGAAUGUUGCAUAAGAGAAAACAAGGACACAGCUCUUCUCUGCCUAUUUCUGCUGUGCCUCUGCUGGAGGAAAUUAACUCUUUUUUUUUCUCUCUGUGACACUAUUGGGAGCACUUUUAAAUGCCCUCCGGGGUCCUCAGACCUCGGUUUUGGAAACACAUCGUGAACUAUCAUCAAACUACUCAGCCUCGUUGUUCAACGUGUACUGCUGUAAUCGCUCGUUCAGUCGUCCAUCUGCAGGGGAACAGGUAGUUGGCCGUGUUUCAUUGCUGUACUCUGCCCCACCCACCAGCAGCUCCAGCUCUCCAGUGUAACCCCUGAUUGGCUGAGGGGAUUGCGGGUCCUGAGACUGAGCGCUCGCCUCGGAGCUGCGCGUCCUCCAGUGUGCACCAGUGAAGCGAGAGGAGCGCUUGUUGGAGUCAACUAGACAGUCGACUGGCAGCGAGUGGUGAUUUCUUUUUUUUCCGCCUCAGCCUGGCUGGAUAUUGGCUUCUGUGCUUUCCCUCUGCUGCAGCCUUUAACAUGAAAUGCGUUUUCUAUCUACAGUAGGCUCUCGCAUCGUUUCCUCCCACUGGCUUUUGGCAACAUUUUACAAGGGAUUUUUUUUGCCUUUUUUUGGUGUGUGUGUGUUGCAUGGACUAAUUGCCGGGAUAUGUGCAGCCCUUUUUUCUAAGUGAGAUACGAGGAAAUCAAUUAGUAAGUACAAGCUUCAAGACUUGCGGAGGGGAUGGAAGACUAAACCAGCUGGAAAUAAAAAGGUAAUCGGGACUUAUGUGAUCUGAUGAGAUACCCCUGCAGUUGCAGUCCUGUUCUUUAAGCAAAGAUAUCCGGACUUAAGCUGUUGAAUAAUUUUGUGACUGCAGAUUUUUUUGAUUUUUUUUCAUCAGAUGUGCAGUGUGAGCCUAUAUCUGCCAUCCGAAGAGGACAUUUCAUCACUGCUUGUAAUAAAUCGCCCCCCAAAAAAGGUGUAUAUCCAAAACGCGGCUUAAAUAUUUGCUGGCACGGAGGAGGAGGAGAAUUUAACGCGGACUCUUGAACCCCAUUACUUCAUCUGCAGGGAAGAUUUUUUUCCCCCUUUUUAUUGUGGGCUUGCUCGCAGGAAUUUUAAUGUUGUGCUUAUGCAGUUAGAACAUCCCCACCCCCCCUCAUUUCAUUCGACUUAAAAAUGGACAGUUUUUCGCCUGAUGACAUCUGCACGGAUUUACACGGCUAAAAUCACAGUGGUGAGGAACAUUCAGCAUGUUUUCACAGCUCUGUCGUCCCCACUGUUUCGCCCGCUGCAGCAGACCUGAGGAUGCGCUCUGCCUGAGAAGAGUGAAGUAGGCUGAGGCACUUGUUAGAAUUAUAGCUUCCACAUCAUGAUUUAAUUUGCUUACACGCGACCCCAUUCAUCACCCCCGACACUUUUUCCGGACAUUUCAGUCAGAAGAUGAUUCAUUUGGAACAUUUUUGCUGUUUCCUCUGACGUGCAUUCCUGUGCGUAAUUAUCGAGGUUUUUAAGGCAGAGAAGAAAAAAAAGAAAGAAAGAAAGAAAGAAAAAAAAAAUCAACAGGUACAAUACAAACCAAGGACAUGGAAUUAAUACAAAUCAUUGCUGUGUUCCUCUUAUUUUUGAUCGGGGUUGAGGCCGUCAUCAACCUCAAGUAUGGAAUAAACGAGGAAAUGAAGCCCGGGUCUGUGAUUGGAAACGUGACAAAGGACGCACUAAAGCAAGGAUUCCAGAUCGCACCGCAGCCCCCAUACUUGAGGGUUAUUUCCAACUCAGAGCCACGAUGGGUGGAACUCAGUCCAGCCGGAAUCCUUACAACCCAGAUGAAAAUAGACCGGGAUGUAGUUUGUCGGCAGAACCCAAAGUGUAUUAUUUCCCUAGAAGUGAUGUCAAACUCCAUGGAGAUCUGUGUCAUCAAAGUUGAAAUCGAGGAUUUGAACGAUAACGCACCCAGAUUCCCAACGAGCCACAUUGACAUUGAAAUUUCUGAGAAUGCCUCCCCUGGUACUCGGUUUCCCCUAGAGGGGGCAAGCGAUCCGGACUCGGGGAUCUUUGGAGUGCAGUCGUAUUCUAUCACACCUAAUGAGCUUUUCGGACUAGAAAUAAAGACCAGAGGUGAUGGAUCCAAAAUUGCUGAGCUUGUUGUGCAGAAAUCGUUAGACAGGGAGACACAGUCACACUACACAUAUGAGAUCAGUGCAGAGGACGGAGGAGACCCUCCAAAGAUAGGCGCGGUCCAGUUAAAUAUCAAAGUAAUUGAUUCCAAUGACAACAACCCUGUGUUUGACGAGCCGGUGUAUACAGUGAACGUUAUGGAGAAUUCACCGAUGAACACAUUAGUGAUUGACUUGAACGCAACGGAUCCUGACGAGGGCCCUAAUGGAGAGGUCGUGUACUCGUUUAACAGCUACGUCACCGAGAAAACGAGGGACGCGUUUAAAAUUGACCCCAGAACCGGGAUCAUCACCGUCAACGGCAUUUUGGAUUACGAAGCAACGCAAAUAUAUGAGAUCGACGUGCAGGCCAAAGAUUUAGGUCCCAACUCCAUCCCAGCUCACUGCAAAGUCACAGUGAACGUGAUGGACACGAACGAUAACCCACCUGUCAUCAGUUUGCUCUCACUGAACACGGAGAUGGUGGAAGUGAGUGAAAACGCGCAGCGCGGCUAUGUCAUUGCACUGGUGAGAGUGUCAGAUAAGGAUUCUGGGGCCAAUGGUAAAGUGCAGUGCAGGCUGCAGGGAAAUGUUCCGUUCAGACUGCAAGAAUAUGAGAGCUUCUCCACCAUACUAGUGGACGGGAGGCUGGACAGAGAGCAAAAGGACACAUACAAUCUGACCAUUCAAGCGGAGGACAGUGGCACCCCUCCGUUACGCGCCACAAAAUCCCUCGUAGUCAAAGUCUCGGAUGAAAAUGACAACCCUCCCCACUUCCUCAAGCCACAUUAUCAGGAGAUGGUCAUGGAAAACAAUCUCCCCGGCUCGUGUCUGCUGGCAGUGUCAGCAGAGGACCCGGACCUGGGGAUGAAUGGCACCGUCUCCUACUCCAUAGUCCCCGGUGAGAUUAAGCACAUGGAUGUAAACACAUAUGUCAGCAUAAACCCAUCAGGCCGCAUUUACUCCAUGAGAUCGUUCGACCACGAAUACACCAGGACUUUUGAUUUCAAAGUUUUGGCCAGAGACAAUGGCAACCCCUCGCUGUCAAGUAACGCCACGGUGCGCAUCGUCGUGCUCGACGUCAACGACAACACACCUGUGAUGACAAACCCUCCGCUGGUCAACGGCACCGCGGAGGUGUCUAUCCCCAGGAACGCGGGCGUGGGCUACAUGGUGACACAGGUGAAAGCAGACGACUAUGACGAGGGUGAGAACGGCCGCCUGACCUACACCAUCUCAGAGGGGGACCGGGCUUUCUUUGAAAUCGACCAAGUGAACGGGGAGGUGCGCUCCACCAGGAUGUUUGGAGAAAACGCCAAAUCCACCUAUGAGAUCACGGUGGUGGCGAGGGACCACGGCAAGCCCUCGCUCUCCGCCUCGGCCUACAUCGUGGUGUACCUCUCACCAGACCUGAACGCACAGGAGCCUAUUGGAGCCGUAAACCUGUCUCUCAUCUUCAUCAUUGCCUUGGGCUCCAUCGCAGCCAUCCUCUUCAUCACUAUGAUCUUCGUGGCUGUGAAGUGCAAGCGGGAUAAUAAGGAGAUCAGGACGUACAACUGCAGUUUCUUCUACUUGCGCAGGGUGGCGGAGUACUCAUAUGGCAACCAGAAGAAGUCCAGCAAGAAGAAGAAGCUUAGCAAGAACGACAUCCGACUGGUGCCGCGAGACGUCGAGGAGACAGACAAGAUGAAUGUGGUGAGUUGCUCGUCUCUCACCUCCUCGCUCAACUACUUCGACUACCACCAGCAGAGCCUGCCUCUGGGCUGCAGGCGCUCCGAGAGCACCUUCCUCAACGUGGAGAACCAGAACUCGCGCAAUGCAGCUCCCAACCAUGGCUAUCAGCACCCAUUCACUGGGCAGGGCCACCAACAGCCAGACCUCAUCAUCAACGGCAUGCCACUGCCAGAGACGGAGAAUUAUUCCAUUGACUCCAGUUAUGUGAACAGCAGAGCCCACCUCAUUAAAAGCACGUCGACAUUCAAGGACCUGGAAGGAAACAGUCUGAAGGACAGCGGUCACGAGGAGAGCGACCAGACGGACAGCGAACACGAUGUCCAGAGAGGACACUAUGUUGAUACGGCUGUCAAUGAUGUGCUGAACAUGACUGUCCCCCCCAAUGUUUGCCAGCUGCCAGACCAAGAUCCCAGUGAGGGCUUUCACUGCCAGGAUGAGUGUCGCAUCCUAGGCCACUCCGAUCGCUGUUGGAUGCCUCGCGUCCCGGCGCGGGCCAAGUCACCCGAGCACGGCCGCAAUGUCAUCGCUCUGUCUAUCGAGGCCACCACAGUGGACGUGCCCCACUACGAGGAUGGCACCACCAAGAGGACUUUUGCCACCUUCGGCAAGGACGGGCCUGAGGAUGUUGAGCGGGGAGAAAUAAAAGGAAAGCGGACUCAGGAGUCUCAGGUGUGUAGCCCCAAGGCAAACGGAGGGGCUGUCCGUGAAGCCGGCAACGGGCGCGAGGCGGCCAGCCCCAUCACUUCCCCUGUGCACCUGAAGAGCCCGGUGUCGAAGCCGUCGUCUGCCUACAACACGCUGAAAUGCCGCGACGCGGAGCGAAUCGCCAACCACAGCUUGCUGCGGCAACCGGAGGGGAAGGACAGUGAACCGGCUGUCAGGGAGAUCAACACGCUUCUCCACGACGGCAGAGACAAGGAGUCCCCCAGCAGCAAGCGCCUGAAGGACAUUGUGCUUUAGCGAGCUCCUCUCCGACGGCCAACAUCACACGCACACAUACAGUGUAAAACUCACAUAUAUAUACCCCGCAAUAGCUGUGUGUACACAGACAAAAGUCAGGUCGUGGAAGUAGAGAGACACACCCAUUUGCAGUAUACAAUAUUCGGAAACCAGCCUGGGCUGGUGAUGGGGAACUGUCGUAUACUGCAGCUAGUUGUGUGCUCAAGCCGAGGUAGUGGAUGUGGCUUUGUUGUAGUCGCGGUACUUUUCUCCUUGUUUGCUUUUUGUUCCAUUUUCUUUCUCUCAGUCUGCAACGAGUGGACAGGCAGGUUACUGUUGACCGCAUGGACUUUGCCGGUGGAGCUCUCCCGCUCCAAAGCAGGAUACUACGUUUGGACACCUGGGGUGCCAACUCCUAAGUACAGUGAUGCCUUUGAACUACUUUUGUAUCACAAACUGAUAUUUGCCUUCUUUGGUUUUUGCAGUUUGUUCUAGCUGCCAAAAUCGUUCUUUGUUCCUUUGUAUAGUGAGCUCCGUCGGUGUGUAACACGCAACAACACAAAAACAACACAGGAUUCAGCUAAAAAUGUUUUCGGGCGCAUUCAGGAGGAGGGAAGAGAGGCCUUUCAAUUGCAUUUGCCCCCCCCGGCCCCCCAUCCUCUCUGUGACUAUAAAAAGAGAUGCUUUCUCUCUCUCUCUCUGUAUCCCUGAGGAUAUCCUAGUGUCAUCAGACUUUGAGAUCUUUACAGUAUUUAUAUUUUAGCGGAGGACGGAGCUAAAUGAACUCUCACAAUCUGCCCAGCUGCUCUGAACACUGGAAGUGGGACAGACAUCCUUGUGUUCAAAUUGAGUCGUAUGAAAAGAAGACUUAACCGAUUUUGAAAUCUCCUGUGCCCAACCUUGAUUGUAGCCCAUGGAGCACAAAUUAGAACGUUGUGCUCUGGUCUUGUACUUUUUUGACUUUUGAUUAUGGGGCUAGGAUAGAAGGGAUCGUCACUCAUGUCUUGCUAUGUGAAACUCUGUAUAGGGUUUACUAUUAUCAUUUUUAAUAACCUGUUGUUAUGUGACAAUCCCUUUAAUGUUUUGUUUCAAGAGGAAAAAAAACAAAUAAACAUUGGUGUUCAACUGAA